AAAUGUCCGAAAAUCAUGUGCACUUCUAUUGUUGAUCAAACUGCUUAGGUUAAGUUUAGAGAGUCAUUGGCGCAGUUUAUAACAUCGUGACGAUUUUUGCUACAAAAAAUCGUAAUAAUUAAAUAAAAUUACAGAAUGUUUAAUAACAUGAAGAAAUGUUUGACAGUCUCAAUUAGGAUUUCUAGGAAACUUUUAGCGUCAUCGUUCCACGAAAGUGUCUUGAUACCUGAAUUUCUCUCUUGUGCAAACAUUCGGUAUUUGAAUAAUAUGGCUCGUAAACAGUUUUACUGUCAUUCUACUAUCAAAGAUCAAAAUGUAACAAGUGCCGAGUUAAAAGCUCAACAACAAAAGUUAGAUCAGCAGGAACUUGAAAAGUUGCUCUCCGAUCCCGAGAAUAACAAGCGCUUUCAAAUAUUGGAGUUAGAAGUGGAUGUCAUGCGACACAAUGCUGAAAGGGUUCCUACCAAUAUUGAGCCGAAAGAUUGGUUGACGCUGUUAAACACAGCAACCAAGACAAGAAGAAAAAGGUAUCUUGAAUUUUUGUGGAAAAAUGAGAGAUCACGUGAAAAUGUUAAGCUAAAACAAGAGAUGAGAAAAUCUGAAAUGCUAGAUAAAAAGGAAAAAGAAAAGCAAGUUGAGGACACUGGUGAAAUAAAAUAUGGACUUUUGCAUAAUACACUAUUUAUGCGUAUAUAUGACACAACUAUAAAUCACUUCUACAAUGGUAAAAUGAUCCAAAGUAUGAUGUUUGAACCAAAGAUAGUGUUUGACUGUGGUUAUGAUAAUGAAAUGAACCAACGAGAGAUACAUAAUUGCGCCAAGCAACUAUCUCUGGCAUUUGCAAGCAAUCGCAACCACGUUAAUCCCAUGUUUAUGUACUUCUGUAAUUUUAACAAAGAUGGAUUACUUAGACGUAAUCUUCAACAAAACAUACCUACUUUGUUGGACGACGAUUUUCCAGUGGUAGUAACAUCGCAAUCUUAUUUAGAUAUAUUUCCUAAGAAUGAGUUAGUGUAUCUCACUCCACAUUGUAGGGUAAAUCUAACCCAAUUCGAUCCAGAUGCAGUUUAUAUUAUAGGUGCACUAGUAGACAAGAGUGAUUCGCAACCAUUGUCUUUGGCAAAAGCUAAGAAGGAAGGUAUCCGCAUGGCUAAAUUUCCCAUAGAUCAAUAUCUUGAGUGGGGUGCUAGCUCUUCUAAGAAUCUUACACUUGACCAGUCGUUGAAAAUAAUGUUGGACCUGAGACACACAGGAGACUGGAAAGAGGCAUUAAAACAUGUGCCAAACAGAAAAUUAAGACCUGCUAGAGAAAAGAUGUUGCAAAACAAAAUACGAAGGUCUAUGUCCAUGAAUACACCAGAGACUAAGGAAUCCAAAUUAAUCUUUACAUUUGAAAAUAGGAAAAGAAAUUAAUGUUCUUUAAUUGUAAACAUUAGACUACAACAAAUUAUAUAAAAGAUUAAUAUCAAAAA
Molecule: messenger RNA, 1472 nt
Organism: Solenopsis invicta (red fire ant)
Lineage: Eukaryota; Metazoa; Arthropoda; Insecta; Hymenoptera; Formicidae
Gene: rswl
Product: mitochondrial ribonuclease P protein 1 homolog
Exons: 3
Coding region: 136-1413 (425 amino acids)
Biological process (GO): positive regulation of mitochondrial translation; mitochondrial tRNA 5'-end processing
Cellular component (GO): mitochondrion; nucleus; nucleoplasm
Molecular function (GO): tRNA binding
Source: RefSeq, a predicted model, not a curated record